AAAUGAGGUGGCGAAACGAGGAAGAAAUUAUGCCCCAUGUUGAAUUUCUGCACGGGUGACCCUUAGUAAAUUAACAAGUCGUGUUUUCCUUCUUUAAAAAAGGCCUGACAACGACACGAAGUUUCCGCAUCGUUUAGCUAGAAACAUGUCCUCUCCAGUUGAUGCAGACGAAGAUGAGGUGGACGAAGAAGUGGAGUUUGUAUCAGAGGGCCCUCUCAGACCAGUAUUGGAAUGCAUUGACCUAUUAAGUGAUAGUGAGGAUGAAGGAUGUUCAUCAUUGCCAGUUAAACUUGAAGAUAAAAUCAGCCGUCAUAAAGCGCGUGUUACAUCUACACUGGACAGACUGGCACACCAGGUGGCCGUAGAGAAAAAGGAAAGGGCAGAUAAAUGCAGAGCAUUCAAGGAGAAGCAGAUCUUACAAAAAGCUCAUGGACAACAGGAGCUGGCUGUUGGCUCUGCAAAUGGAAUUAAUCAGGAAGCAAAGCGCUGCGUAGACAUGUGGCUAAAGAUGCCAGGUCUUCAACCUGGAGUGAUCAGCGCUGGCUCUGGAAGAAGACACAGAGCUCCUUUCCACAGAAGUAACUCAACUAGGCAUACUUGUCCCGUGAUUAACUGUGGUCGAAUUUAUGAUAACGCUUCCCUCCUUGAUGGCCACUUGAAAAGGUUUGAUCACUCCCCUUGCGACCCGACCAUCAAUCUUAAAGGAAGUCCAUCAGAGUUUUUUGCCUGUGUUGCCUGCGGACAAAAUUUUCCGACCAAAGAAGCCUGGAGGAAUCAUCUUGAGUCUAAGGUGUCCUCAUCUAGUGCCGAUGGUCAUAGCAUCGAUCAGACAUAUCAGCGAAUUGUGUGUUUUGCGUGCCCUGCCUGCUACCACCUCUUCAGCCUGCGAGAUGAGUGCCUCCAGCACAUGUCAGCCAAAAACCACUUCACAGAGUCAUUCGCUUUGAAUGAGACUACAGGAAGAUCGCUGCCAGUCCCUGUCCCACAGCAUGUUAAGAAUCGUCUCAUCGCUUUGUGCAAGGAUGUAGCGUUCAGUGUCCGAUGCUCUUUGUGUCACAAAGUACUGAUCUCCCAUCAAGCAGCUCAAGCUCACUUUAAUGUGUACUGCAGACAGGGCUGUGCUGUGGCCAAAGCUGACAAAACGAUAGUGCAAGUUAUGAAACCGCUGCAAGUGCAAGGACAGUGUUCUGUCUGCUGUAAAAUCUUCCUCAGCCAAGCUGAAAUUGAGAGACACAAAGAGUCGAUGCAGCAUGAAGUUGAACUCAACCAAACAAUGGCAAAAGCGCUUCUUCAGCUUUGCAGGUUUACUGAAAUUCAGCACUCCCAGAGAACUAAACAAGCUGGACUUGCAACGCCUCAAAAAAGUAACAUGAAGAGCGGCGAUUGUGACAGAUUUCCAGCUAAACGGAAAAGACUGAGCACAAGUGUGAAUGUCAGCAGUAGCAGGAACUUGACCGCGUGGUACUGCGAGUGUGGUCUUCGAUUCUCAGAUGAGGCUGCAGCCAGUAAGCACCUCCUGGCUGUGAACCAAAUUUUCCAUCAGUGUGGUGUGUGUGGCAAACAUAUGGGAGAGUCUUCCAUUACCCGCCUGCAUAUGAGUCGCUUCCACGGAGGAGCUCAUCUCUCUAACUUCCACUUCUACUGCCGUAAGUGCAAAGUGGAAAUGCCUCGGUAUGCAAACAUCCUGUCUCACGUGUCGGAAGCUCACAGCGGACACACAUUUUUCAGUGAGCAAGAAGUGCCUGAAGAGCUUCCCACAGCCGUUGAUGCAAAGCCAUCUACUAGCAGCGACGUCAACUUUCACUCCUCUGUGUCCAAAGUCCAGCUGAGCACAGUGACCUCUUCAUCAAAAGUGGAGCGAUCUUGGCUGUGCAGGAUGUGCGAGGACAUCUUUGACUCAGAAGCAGCCGUCCACAAACACUGCAGUGACGUGAGUAGUCACAGCUUUCAGAGAUUUGUCUGUGGACACUGUCCUCAGAAGUUCUUCAAAGAGUCCACCGUACGGAGACACUGCAUGAACGAGCACGAUGGGCUGAUAAAGAGUUCCUAUUUCUGCGGCCUCUGCGACAGCAUGGAGUUUGAAUCCGAGGAGGAGUUCUUUGAGCACUACAAGAAUCUUCACAGUAAGGACUACUACUGUAUGGAUGACGCUGAAGUUGUUCAGCCAGCCACUGCUGCUGAAAGCAGUCAGCUUACAUGCCCGUGCAUGAGUUCAGAAAAAAGUAAAGAAGACACGAAAGCCACUUACACACAGUGCAUGAGGAAUCUGGCUGCGGAAAGGAAAUGUCAGUAUGUCUGUGUGCCUUGUAGUGUAUCUGUUCCAUCCUAUGCACAGAUCAAGACUCAUGUCCACACUAAACACACAGCCUUGAACCUGGACAGGAGCUUUGAUGUAGAAUGUGAGGCUUGCAAAGAGAGUUUUGUGGAUGUGCCGAGUUUCCAUAAACACUACCACUCGCAACACUGUACAGUGGAACCCUGUGUGAGUUCCAGGACCUGCAAGAGAGACUCGAAAGCAGAACCCAGCACUGCAAGAAUACUAAAUGCUGUGGAGAUCAAACCAGACAGCAAUGAGAUUGAAGAUGAAACACUGGCGCUUUUAAACAUCGAUCACGCCAACAAGGAGAGUGAUGUGCAUGAAGUUGAAUCGGAUGACGAAAUGAAGCGCGCGCUGUCUUUGAGUGCAGAAGAAGCACAAGAGUCAGCAGAGUUGGAAGAAGCUCUCAAAAGAAGUCUUCUGGAGUUCUGAGAAGCUGGUAGUGUUUUUGUAGCGUGCUGUUCAUUGAACAUUAUACUGGAAUGUUUUGUACAAGGUAAUGUGUUCAGAAUACAAUAAAUAAAUAAAUGUU
Molecule: messenger RNA, 2849 nt
Organism: Archocentrus centrarchus (flier cichlid)
Lineage: Eukaryota; Metazoa; Chordata; Actinopteri; Cichliformes; Cichlidae
Gene: znf451
Product: zinc finger protein 451
Exons: 13
Coding region: 146-2749 (867 amino acids)
Source: RefSeq, a predicted model, not a curated record